AUUGGGUAGGGGGCUGUCUGUCCCUCUUGAUGAUUUGGGUGGGUAUUAUCUGGGCUGUCUGUCCCAUUUCCAGGGUUAGGGCUUUCUUUUUAUUGAAAUCUUGUCUUGCUGCCAAGAAUUCCCCCUCUGGAAAAGGAUUGGGUCUUGGUUUCUGAUUCAGUAAUUUUUUUUUUCUUCUUCUCUCUCUCCCUUAUUAUCUAUCAACUCUGUUACUUGCUUGUUUUGUAGAUCAUGUGAAUUGUUGUGGUGGAUUCUAGUUUAUGCUUGCUCUAUCUUUGUACAAACACUAGAUUUUAGUGUGAAGAUGUGCCCAUGUUUGGGUUUGCUCGAGGAUGUCCUUUUCUUAUUUCCUAGAUUGAAAAAGUUGUGAAGGAUUUGGAGCAGCAAUUUUGUAAUUGUGUGUGUUCUACCAAUCUUGUUCCUCUGUAACCCUAGAUUUCCCACUCACACCCAUAUCCUGUUUGUUGAAAUGCCUGUGUGAAAGAUUUCCUUUACGCGAAGCAUGGAAAGGAUGUGAGAUCUGGGUGAGUAUGAGUACUUCUGCGAAAACGAUAGUUUGGUUUCGAAGGGAUUUGCGGAUCGAAGACAAUCCGGCCCUAGCCGCGGCGUCGAAGGAUGCUUGCGUUCUUCCGGUGUUUGUUUGGUGCCCUAGCGAAGAAGGGCAGUUCUACCCGGGCCGGGUUUCGCGGUGGUGGCUGAAGCAGUCGCUCGGCCACCUCGAUCAGUCCCUGAAGUUGCUUGGAUGCCCUCUUGCGUUAAUUCGAGCCGAGAGUACGCUCGCUGCUCUUUUGCAGUGCAUCGGUGCAAUUGGCGCGACGAGAGUAGUUUAUAAUCAUCUGUAUGACCCUGUUUCCCUCGUUCGGGAUCACAAGAUCAAGAAUCAGCUUGCGGCCCUCGGAGUCUCUGUUCAAAGCUUUAAUGCCGAUCUGCUCUAUGAACCGUGGGAAGUCUCUGACGAGAACGGACAUGCUUUCACAACUUUCGAUGCAUUCUGGGAGAAGUGCAUGAACUUGCCGAUUGACUUAGCCUCGCCUCUUCCGCCCUGGAAAUUGGUGCCAGCUGCAGGAAUAGAAAACAUCCAAAGCUGCUCGAUUGAGGAUCUGGGUCUUGAAAACGAACCGGAGAAAUCAAGCAAUGCAUUGCUAAGCCGAGGUUGGUCGCCAGGUUGGAACAAUGCGGACAAGGUGCUCGCGGAAUUCGUCGAGGGAAGUCUUCUAGAAUAUUCCAGAAAUAGAAUGAAGGUCGAAGGAACCACGACAUCGUUGUUGUCCCCUUACCUUCACUUCGGCGAGAUUAGUGUGAGAAAAAUCUAUCAGACCGUUAGAAUGAAGCAAAUAAAUUGGGCGAAAGAAGGGAAUUGCGAAGCAGAGGAGAGCGUGAGUCUCUUUCUACGAUCGAUUGGACUUAGAGAGUACUCGCGUUAUUUAUGUUUCAAUUUUCCCUUCACUCAUGAGAGGUCUUUGUUGGGUAAUCUACGACACUACCCUUGGAGGGCCGAUGAGAACCAGUUCAAGUCAUGGAGGCAGGGGAGGACGGGGUACCCUUUAGUGGAUGCCGGGAUGCGAGAAUUAUGGGCUACUGGUUGGGUCCAUAAUAGGAUCAGGGUUGUCGUCGCAAGCUUCUUCGUGAAGUUUCUUCUUCUUCCUUGGACGUGGGGAAUGAAGUACUUUUGGGACACUUUGUUGGACGCGGAUUUAGAGAGCGAUAUCCUCGGUUGGCAGUAUAUAUCGGGUAGUUUGCCGGAUGGCCAUGAGCUUAAUCGCAUCGAUAGUCCGGAGGUGCAAGGGCAAAAAUUCGAUCCGGAUGGUAAAUAUGUGAGAAAUUGGAUACCUGAACUCGCGAGAAUGCCGACUGAAUGGAUCCAUCAUCCAUGGGAUGCUCCGAAGCCUGUUCUCAAAGCAGCUGGAGUCGAGUUAGGCUUGAACUACCCGAACCCCAUAAUAGAAAUCGACACAGCUCGCGAACGCCUCGAUGAUGCUGUUUCCAUGAUGUGGGAAUUGGACAGAGCUGCGAAGAUCGCAGCUUUAAAUGAUUCAAAUGAAGUGGUGGCUGAUAACCUUGUUAAUAUAAAUAGUUUGGACAUCCCGAAGGUCGUUGUGAAGAAAGAAGUAUCUUGCAGUAUGUCAUCGCUCGAUCAAAGAGUGCCGUCGGUCCAUAACCUCAAGGUGAGUGCGUGUAACUACGAGGAACUAAAGAGCUUAAGUGGAAGAGGAGCUGACAAACAGGUCUUGGACGAUCAAGCGCCGACUUCGAAUGUGGAUGAAGACUUGCGUUCUACGGCUGAAUCGUCUUCUGCCAGGAAACGAAGCAUCAGCAGCAGUACCUGCGCCGUCCCAACCGCAUCUUUUUCGACAUCCGAAGCGAAUCCUUUAAAGGAGAGUAGCGGGCGUGCUUCAAUGGGAUCUUCAGUGAAGGAAGAGGAUGAUGAGGAUGCCCAGAGCAGCAUUAAAGGAUUAAGACCAUCCAAGAGAUGUGGUUGACUCGGAUUUAACCGAAGAAUGAUGUUCUUAAUGUACAGUAAACUUUAGUCCCUCUCUUAUAUGUGUAUCUUAAAAAUAAGUGUGAUAUUUUAUUUUUCCCCAAUUUUGAGGCACAUCUAAUGACAGUUCAAUGUUUAAUGUACUUGUAUCCAUCCCUUCAUUGAGGUAUACUACUGUAACAUGUGAGCACUAUUAUCAAAUUAUGAAUAAUAAAUGAUAAUGAUCUUGCUAUGAACA
Molecule: messenger RNA, 2717 nt
Organism: Ananas comosus (pineapple)
Lineage: Eukaryota; Viridiplantae; Streptophyta; Magnoliopsida; Poales; Bromeliaceae
Product: cryptochrome-1-like
Exons: 5
Coding region: 531-2480 (649 amino acids)
Biological process (GO): circadian regulation of gene expression; blue light signaling pathway; entrainment of circadian clock by photoperiod
Cellular component (GO): cytoplasm; nucleus
Molecular function (GO): DNA binding; blue light photoreceptor activity; FAD binding
Source: RefSeq, a predicted model, not a curated record